Messenger RNA from Uncinocarpus reesii 1704, 1236 nucleotides. RefSeq lists its product as uncharacterized. The record is from RefSeq and is a predicted model, not a curated record. Gene Ontology annotation, molecular function: protein kinase activity; ATP binding. Gene Ontology annotation, biological process: regulation of mRNA processing; spliceosomal complex assembly; protein phosphorylation. Bases 1 to 1236 code for a protein of 411 amino acids. NCBI's taxonomy places the organism in Eukaryota, Fungi, Ascomycota, Eurotiomycetes, Onygenales, Onygenaceae. The transcript has 5 exons.
AUGGCUCCCUUGCGCACAGAGGCACGACCAUUAUCGUUUUUUCGGGCUCGGCCGCAAAAGUUCCCUGAGACCGUAGGCGCUGCCCUACCCCCAGACGAGCCAAUUGAUGAGGAAAUAUGCCCAGGGUACGAUUCUCAUCUCUACUAUCCUGUUAAGCCAGGAAGCAUUUUCAACAACCGGUACCUUCCACUGGUUAAAAUAGGCUGGGGCGGCUCCUCGACUGUUUGGCUUGCUCAAGAUCUCGCAAGGUAUCGUUGGCAGCAAGAUCGCUUCGUCACGUUGAAGAUCAAUAAUGCAAACUCCAAAGAAGCUGCCCAUGAAGUUGAUAUCGAGAAAUACGUUGCUGAGAAGGCACCUCAUCACCCUAGCAUGCAGUUUAUCAGAACUCAUGUCGACAGUUUCGUGCUGUCAAGCUCUGGUGGUGACCACUUGUGUUUGGUUUAUGAUACCAUGAGAAAGCCGGCGUGGCUGUUUCGCCAGCGACUAAAAGGUGACCUGAAAUUGGAUAAUAUACUUGUUACAUUUGAGAAUGAGGACGUUCUCAAGAACUUUGUCAAGGCGCAACGUUCUCUGCCUAUGGGCCAGAAGGUUGAUGGCACAGGACGGACGGUCUAUUUGUCCCAUAACAAUUUCGGUGAUCUUCAUGAAGCGAAAUGCCUGCCUAAAAUCACGGAUUUUGGCUCGGCAUGUCGUAUACAACCCCAUGAGCAUAUGCUGCAUCCGAUACAGCCAGACGUUUAUCGCGCUCCGGAAGUUUUACUUGGCUGUGGAUGGACGACAAAGGCCGACAUCUGGAAUCUCGGAGUCAUGCUGUGGAAUUUUGCCCAAAUCGAAGACUUGUUCCGCCACGUUCAUGACGAAAAUAGCAAGUACUCUGCUAAGGCACAUAUCGCGGAGAUGAUCGGAUUACUUGGGCCCCCUCCUCAGAAGAUUGUCACCAUGUCGCUGGAGCGGAGUCAGUGGUCUUGGGGGAUUGAGAUUCUAAACUCCGAAGGCAAACUAUGCCAGAACGCGCGGGACUACUUUGGCGGGCCCUUUCUCAACGAUAAUGGGAAAUUCAGAUAUCCGGAUCUUGUCCCCAAGAUGGCCCUGGAAGAUACUCUACCGCCAUGGGGGGAUGAGGGGAAACGUGAAUUUCUGACCUUUGUGAAGAAGCUACUGACGUGGGAUCCUGAGGAGAGGAAAUCAGCUCAAGAACUGAUGAAAGAUCCUUUUGAGAUAAUCAUGAGAGGGUGA